AUGCCACAAAAAGCCCUCAAGGUUACCAAGAAAGCAAAGGAUCCUCGCAGGAUUACCAAGAAACAAAAGAACUUGAAAAAGGCCGCUCCUCUACAGAUCAAAUCAAAGAAACAAUCGCUCCAGCACCUAAAGAAACUUAACAAGACAUAUUCCAUCACUGAAGCUACUGAAAGACUAAUAGCGAGUCGUGUGGGUCAUUUAGAGUUGUUGAAGGGUACUCGUAAGCAGCUUGAGAAACAUGAGAAGAAGCUUGGAACUACCAAUAAAAAAUAG
Messenger RNA from Kluyveromyces marxianus DMKU3-1042, 273 nucleotides. RefSeq lists its product as uncharacterized. NCBI's taxonomy places the organism in Eukaryota, Fungi, Ascomycota, Saccharomycetes, Saccharomycetales, Saccharomycetaceae. The transcript has a single exon. The coding region runs from base 1 to 273 and encodes 90 amino acids. The record is from RefSeq and is a predicted model, not a curated record.